This is a messenger RNA of Mirounga angustirostris (Northern elephant seal), 1781 nucleotides long. RefSeq names its product DPY30 domain containing 2 (gene DYDC2). Lineage: Eukaryota; Metazoa; Chordata; Mammalia; Carnivora; Phocidae. The transcript has 6 exons. The record is from RefSeq and is a predicted model, not a curated record. Gene Ontology annotation, cellular component: Set1C/COMPASS complex.
GGGGGCGCGACAGUCGCGGGCAGACGGCGCGCGCGGGGUGUGGCGGGGGCGCCCCACAGAGGAGGGAGCGCCGGGGUGGGUGAGCAGAGACUCGCCACCUGGAGGCUGGGAGGAGCGGGCGGCCGAGAAGAAGAGUCGAGCCGGCUGGGAGGCCGGCGCGCACUGGGAGAGACGGAGGGGCGGCGGGCUCGAGGGGAGGAGCCGCAGGGGGGCCACCUGCUCACCCAGGCGGGAAACCCCCACAGCCCCCCGGCCGGAGGAGACGAUCCCCGGAGUUCGACGGCCCGGGGUUUUCGCGGCUUCGCACCUUUGAGAUUGCUGGUGACCUCCGCUUGGUUCCUUUCAGAACCAGCUCAGGCGCCCCCACCUCCGGGAAGCUGUCCAACCUCCACCAGUCUUCCCUGACCUAGUGUUUUGUGUACAGCACUCUGCUAGCAUUUCCCACGUUCUGUUUUAAUUUACGUUGGGCAAUGCUGGGCAGGAGAAGCCUCCUUAAACGUUGGUUGAGACAGUAAGUACCAGAGCGGGCACUGACAGAUGGACGGGAGCUUGGGCUCUUGCCUGGGUUAGCAAGAGCCUUCACUGGAUUAAGUCAAAAAAUAUGUCCUGAGCAACUACUGUGUGCCUAGCACUGGGGAUAUAGUGUCAACAAAGACCAUCUCUAUGCUUGUUGCCUUGCCUACCGAGUUGCAAGGCCAUGAACAAGGAGGGGCAGUGUUAAGCUGACUCCCAGAGGAGCUCUGGGAAGAAUAGGCCCGUCGGUCCGCCUUGAUGAGAAAACCAAGGCUCAGAGAGACCGGAUGACUUGUUGAAGAUCACACAGCUAUAAGCGGCAGCACCAGGACCGGAACUAGAUAACCUUCCAACUUCACAAUAGCACAGCUUGCUGGGUCCUUAGAGCCCCUCUUGGGACCUCCUGCCUGCGAAAUUAUUUCCUCCCUAGAGAUGUGUGGGCCCACAGGAUGGAAACGGACUACCUGAAGAGGUGCUUUGGCAAUUGCCUGAGCCAGGCACUGGCAGAGGUGGCGAAAGUUCGGCCCAGUGACCCCGUCGAGUACCUGGCUCACUGGCUUUAUCAUUACAGGAAAAUCACUAAAGCAAAAGAAGAGGAGAGCCAAGAGAUGAUCCAGCUGAAGGAAGAACACGACAAUAGCCUCAAAGAAACCAAAAUGACAGAAAUGCUGAAGCAAGAAGAGUGUCAGAUUCAACAGCAGUAUGCAAAGUGCCACAAGCCACUGGUAUCUCUAGCUAGUUCCACAAAGAAGACCGCAUUCAUACAAGAGAACACAAAACCCCUUGAGAAGGAUGCCUUGAAGCAGGAAUCUCUGCCAGGUACUUCCAAUAUGAUUCCAGGAAUGCCUCAGUAGAUUCCUUCUCGAGAGUCUUCUGGCCAGACUGACUGCUGUGUCGAAACUCCCCAAGAAAUAAAUUCCUAGGCUUUUCAGCAUGAAAUUGCUCCUCAAAUGCAUCCUGGCUCCAAAUCUCCUUCUUAAGUUAUCAAAAGGUGGAUGAUUCUCAUGACGCUUCUCUCAAAGCUACAAACUGAGAAAAUGGCCAGCUAGGGCCCUGACCUCAAGAUGGUAACUAUGUGAAUUAAACCAAGAUUGGAGGGGCUGUGAAAGGAGGUAUCUUGGGGGAUGGACUCUCCAGCCGAGGUUCUGUUCUGGUAGCUAUGAAAAUCCCUUAAUCAUGUAAGCAUUUGAACUACUGAUAGGAUAAAAUAAACUCAUAAGGAUUUCAAAUAAGUAACCAAAAGACUUUUUCCUCUUGAUUUAUCUUUU